This is a messenger RNA of Oldenlandia corymbosa var. corymbosa, 1449 nucleotides long. The record is from the annotation of a GenBank genome assembly. Lineage: Eukaryota; Viridiplantae; Streptophyta; Magnoliopsida; Gentianales; Rubiaceae.
AUGGCAGCUUCUUCUUCUUCAUCCAAAGUGAGUUUAAAGCUGUUAAUAGAUACCAAAAACCAAAGGGUCCUUUUUGCUGAAGCUGGAAAAAAUGUUGUAGAUUUCCUCUUCCACAUCUUAACUCUACCCAUGAGCACUGUCAUUAGGCUUCUCACCAAGCAAAAAACGGUGGGCAUUAAUGAAGCUUUAGACUUGCUGAAGACUUCCCUGUCGUUCAACACUGUUCUUACUACUGUCUUCUUGAAGAAGGUUACCACCGGCAAAUGUAGUACAACUAGUAAUUCAGCAUUUAGCCAGCUGCGCUACGUUAAAAACGGAGGAAGUACUUCCAAAAUCAGCUUAAAACUUUUGGUGGAUACCAAAAGUAAAAGGGUUUUGUUUGCUGAAGCUGGCAAAGAUGCAGUUGAUUUCCUGUUCCACAUAUUGACUUUGCCAAUGGGUACUGUCAUUAGGCUUCUCACAGAGGAAAAAAUGGUGGGAUGUAUAGGAAACCUUUAUGAAAGCAUUGAAAAUCUUUGCGAAACAUACAUUCAGGCAAACCAAACGAGGAAGUCCUUCUCAAACCAAUUUCCCCGAACGGUGGCAAGCGGCGGAGCAGUGGAGGCGGAGGGGGGAUAUGUGAAGGGAGUGGUGACUUAUAUGGUGAUGGAUGAUUUGGUGGUGAAGCCAAUGUCCACUAUAUCAAGCAUUGCUCUUCUGAAUAAGUUCAAUGUGAAGGAAGUUGGAGCCCUUGAAGAAAAAGCAGUGGAUCUAGGCAUCAAUGAGGCACUGAAGUUGCUGAAAACAUUAUUGUCAUCCAAGACUGUUCUUAGCAGUAAUAAUUCAUUGCUAGCUUAUUUGUUUUACGGAAGCUGGGCAAAAUUUUUUAUUAUUAAAGUAUUAUGCAACUGGCCAGUUGCAUACCAUGGUCUCCAAAAGGACCAUUAUCAUCAAUUUGGAUUAGAAUCGAAAGAGUCCAAGCCCUGUUCCUCCCCCCCCCCCCAUGAGGAAUUAAAUAUUUUUGUCCUUAAUUAUCAAAAAAUAACUUGUAUCUUCUAUCUUUUCCAUUUCAUUUUCGACUCAGGCAUUUGCAAGAGGCAAAAUGAUUGCAAAGUUGUGUGGACAAAUUGUGGUUGUCUUAUGUCGAGUAAGAUGACAUAUUUCUCUUCUCCGGCGACGAACAACCCGACAGCAACGGGUGGAAAUGCUGUCGCGGAGGCUGGAGAAGGCGGAUUUGUGAAAGGAGUACUGGUGACUUACAUGGUGAUGGAUGACUUGGAGGUGAAACCAAUGUCUACCAUUUCAAGUAUUGCUCUUCUUAUCAAUUUCAAUGUGAAAGAAGUUGGAGCACUUCAAGAGAAAGUGGUUGAUUUAGGCCUAAAUGAGACAUCUCUGUCGUCCAAGACUGUUCUUACCACUGUGUUCUUGAAGAAGGGCGUGCCAUGGGCAAGUGAUUUCAUCGCUUCAUGA